CUUUAAUGACGUGUUCGCUCAGGUUGCACGCUGCUGACGUGUUUGUAGGGAAGUAGCAAGCUGGCUACCUAGCUAGCAACUUGAGCGUUAUUUUCAUUAGAUGUGUGCAGCCAGUGACAGCUCAUCAUGGGAAUAAUAGCCAACAAAUUGAAAUAAUUGUCGUCAGGAGAGAAAUCGGAGCAGAGUACACAGACAAGGAAUUUGCCGUGAAGUGGAUUGAUUCCUUCAAGGGCCAUGGGCAAAUGGAGGAUGCCAGACCUGUAUAGGGCCCCCUUCCCCCUCUACACAAUCAAAGUCGACCCCAAAACAGGAUGGGUGAUCACUGCGGGGGGAGGUGCUUCCAAGACGGGCAUAAAGAAUGCAGUGCACUUCCUGGGUUUGGAGUUGGUAGGAGACCAGCACUGUGCCACCCUGGUGCACUCUCAUGACACAGACACGCGUGCUACCAUGAACCUGGCAAUAGGCGGGGAUGUGAUCGCCGCAGGGCAGGACGGCAGAUGCAGCCUCAUGCGCUUCAGACAACGCCAGACCAGGGGCAAGACCGCAGCCAAGGACGCAGGGGGUGGCAGUGAGCAGGGUGCUGCUAGGAGACGAGCUGGGAAAGGGGGUAAGAGUAGUGAGGGAGCUGCUGCUGCUAGGGGCAAUGUGUCCGAGAUGAAGGAUAACACCGCCCAGAUCUCUGUUGACACGUUUGGGGAGGUGCAGUCGGAUCUCAACCCCCAGGACCCCCUCCAGAAGUGUGUGAGGUUCAGUCCCGAUCUCAGCCUCCUACUGACUGGCGGAACAGACGGACACAUCAGAGUGUGGGAAUACCCAUCCUUAAAAGAGAAGUUGGACUUCAAAGCCCAUGAGGGGGAAAUUGAAGACUUGGACAUUAGUCCGAAUAACAAGCACCUUGUGACGGUGGGCCGGGACUUUGCCUGCAGUAUAUGGAGUGGCAACCAGCUGGCCAUGGGCCUCUGUUGGCAUGAGAAGAUGCCUAAGAUAGCAGCAAAGUCAUACCGCUAUAUGGCUUGCAGGUUUGGAAAAGUCGAGGACCAGAAAGACACCCUGAGGCUCUACACCGUCCAGAUCCCCCACAAACGAGACAGAAAACCUCCACAAUGCUACCUCUCUAAAUGGGACGGCCAGAACUUCCUACCCAUGCUGACGAACCCCUGCGGCACUGAGGUCAUCUCCACCCUGGCUGUCAGUGACUCUGGAACCUUUCUUGGCCUUGGGACAGUGACGGGAUCAGUAGCAAUCUAUAUCGCCUUUUCACUACAGAAGUUGUACUAUAUGCAGGAGUCCCACGGCAUUGUGGUGACCGAUCUGGCCUUCCUGCCUGACACUCCCAAAGGCCAGAGCCUCAAAGGGAACAAUGAGGCAGCCAUGUUGAGUGUGGCUGUGGACUGCCGCUGUCAGAUGCACACUGUACGCAACCGAAGAUCCUUCCCUAUCUGGCUGGUGCUGUUCUUCUGUGGCCUCAUGGUGGUGGGUGCUGUCCUGCUCCUGCAGCACCUCUUCCCAGGAUUCAUUUAGACAUUGACAGGGAGUUAAGGAGAAGGAAAGAAUCAGACUGCCCUUACAACCACUACUAGCCCUACAAUCUUCAACAACAACCUCCGAGGAACCCACCCGGACACCACUCAAUCCUGGAACACGCAUCGAUCUCCUACCUAUAGCCAUCGUACCACACUUAACCAAACCGUGGAACAUUUUAACCACACUUGCCCAACCCUGGACUACAUCUACUAUAGCCAUUUACUCCCUCUUAACCCAACAAGAUUCCCUGCAUCAAUUACUAUACCCAUAACCAAUAUUUGUAUCCCCCAUCCUUCCCUGUCACCCCCUGUCCUGAUUCAGGACUACCCCUUCCACCCCCAAUUCUGUGAGACACAAGAUUUAUUUUCUUUUUUUUCUUGAUCUGUAUCAAUCUUCUUUUUGCUUUUAUACCAUGGUAGGGAGUUAAGGGCUCAACUUCAGAUCUAUAUCAUCAUGAAUGUGCAAGGGGUUGGGCCUUUGUUAUCAUAGCUAUUUAAGAAAUAAUUUAAAAUUAUAAAUAUACUUAAAUCAUU
Messenger RNA from Oncorhynchus masou masou (cherry salmon), 2057 nucleotides. Its product is annotated as prolactin regulatory element-binding protein-like. The record is from RefSeq and is a predicted model, not a curated record. NCBI's taxonomy places the organism in Eukaryota, Metazoa, Chordata, Actinopteri, Salmoniformes, Salmonidae. Gene Ontology annotation, biological process: protein secretion. Gene Ontology annotation, cellular component: endoplasmic reticulum membrane. Gene Ontology annotation, molecular function: GTPase activator activity; guanyl-nucleotide exchange factor activity; protein binding.